CCACAAAGCUUCACACUUGGGCUGCCCUGGUCCUUCUCAUGGGCGUGGCAUCCUGUGGUAGCCAAGUGGUCAUCCUCAGCCACGGCAACUACCCAUCGAUCCUCUACAUCAAUCCAGGCUCAGGGGCUGUUUCUGUGGACGACCGAAGUGAUGACACGGGGCCUUAUCAGCUAACUAUUCAACAGCCUGUCAGUCCGGCGUUCUCCAGCCAGACGCUCCGGGCGAAGGUGAUCUUCACGGGUGAGGUGGAAGGCAACUUCACCCUGACGCAGAGCAACCCGCCCCUGGGGCCCACGCUGAUCGAGGGAACCAUCACCGGCCUCUCUCCGGGUCUCCACGGUUUCCAUAUUCACGAGUUCGGCGACCUUUCCGAUGGCUGCACGACCAUCGGAGGUCACUACAAUCCGCACAAGCGCCUGCACGGUUCCCCCGACGACCGAGAGAGACACGUCGGCGACCUGGGCAACGUGCUGGCUGACGCAGACGGAAUAGCUAAGGUCAACAUCACUGACCCUAUUAUCUCUCUCACGGGACCUUUUUCCGUCAUCGGCCGAGCUCUCGACGUGCACGCGGGCGAGGACGACCUUGGGGACGGCGGCGACGAGAAGAGCCUGAAGGGAGGCAACGCAGGCCGGCGUCUGGCCUGCGGCGUCGUCGGCUUUGCGUUUGAAGAUGACGCUUAAUGGAAAGCCGCUGCGGUUCGGGCUAAAAGGUGUUCCCCUUUUUGUGCUUGUAUCUUAUCUACGCUUUUGGUGUUGGUGAGCAAUAAAUGU
Penaeus indicus is the source of this 773-nucleotide messenger RNA. RefSeq lists its product as uncharacterized. Gene Ontology annotation, molecular function: copper ion binding. Gene Ontology annotation, biological process: superoxide metabolic process. The record is from RefSeq and is a predicted model, not a curated record. The transcript is spliced from 3 exons. Bases 39 to 683 code for a protein of 214 amino acids. Lineage: Eukaryota; Metazoa; Arthropoda; Malacostraca; Decapoda; Penaeidae.